Messenger RNA from Trichobilharzia szidati, 1856 nucleotides. Lineage: Eukaryota; Metazoa; Platyhelminthes; Trematoda; Strigeidida; Schistosomatidae. The record is from the annotation of a GenBank genome assembly.
AUGUUUAUUUUAUGGAAAAAAAGACAUCAUUUUUUACUGUAUCUUCUGUUUUUAUUAAUUCUACUAAAAGUAUUGAAUACAAAUGAAAUAUUCUCACAGAAAUUAUCCUUAUUAUUAACACCUUAUCGUAGUGGUUUAAAAAUAAAUCCAUUAUUUUCUCAUUUUACACCCUUCAAUGAUAUGCUUUAUGCAGAUGCGAGUAAACAACGUUAUGGUGCAGUUAAAAAAUCACUUAUUGAACGUUUAAACGCUAUACAUAUAAGUCGUAAUAAUCAUGGUGAUUUUCAUAGAAUUAUAGAACAUUAUAAAGAUCUUGCAUUAUUAUUAAUUAAUAAUACAAUAACUGAUAAUAAUGAAAGAAGAAUUAGUGAAACCCUUCAUGAUAUUAUUAAUAAUACUUUCUUUAAUCCAGUGGAUACAGAUAAUUUACAUUAUAUUCAUUUAACAAAUACAACAAAUAUAACAACUUCUGAUUUUAAAUUUAUACGAAGUAUUUAUAAAAAAUCAAUUAUGCCUGCGAAAUAUAUCCCAGGGAAACCGUUACAUAUGUUGUUAAUGAAUGCAUGGCGAUUAUAUUAUCUAUUAGCGAUAAGUAGUUCUAAUUUAUGGUUUCGUUUUCGUCCAACAAGGGAUGAUUUUUAUGAAGGUGAUAUCAGUAAAAUACAUGAUGAUUGGAGUUUAUUAUUUAUCUAUGAUUUAUGUAAUACUAUAAGUGAAUUAAAUUCAUUGAAUAACAAUAAUAAUAAUAAUACUAAUAGUAAUAAUAGUAUAACAUAUAAUAUACCAUUUGGUUUUUGUCCAAAUCCCUGUUUAACAAAUCCAUGCCUUGAAGCAACUCAUACAAUAUCAAGUCAGUGCUUAAUAACUGGUUAUCUUGAAAAUGAUUAUAAGUGUGAAUGUCAAACGGAUCAUAAAUGGGAUCAAAUCAGAGGAUAUAAAGGUCAUUGUAAAACUGAAGGUAUAUGUGAAAAAUAUUGUGAUAAAGUUGGAACAAGAAGAUGUAAUAUCAUUCAAGGAAGACACUUUUGUUUAUGUCAUCCAACUCAUAUGGGCAUAAAUUGCAAUACUACACGCGACCCGUGUGUUGAAGUAGCCUCUGGUAUCCCUGGAAAUAUGGCAUGUAAUAUAGCUAACGGCGGUGUAUGCUUGGGGACGCUAGGAACGAAUACAUAUUACUGCCAGUGUCCAUCAUCACUUACAAGUGAUCCAUCUUAUCUUUUCCCAAAUUGUUUAGCCUUUAGAGAUCGUUGUGUUAGUACGGUAUGUAUACGUGGAGAUUGUGUCAGUUCAAAAAAUGGACAAGAAACAUAUUGUAUUUGUCCAGAAGAAGCUUAUGGUAAAUAUUGUGAAUUUAUCCGGGGUAAAUGGUCACAAUGGUCACCAUGGUCUGAAUGUUCACCAAACUGUGGUCUUGACUAUCAUCAAAGACGUAUACGUACACGUGAUUGUCUUGGUGAAGCAUGUCAAGGAGGAUUAGGACAUUUUCAUAUGGAAUUAUGUGAAGUAUUCCCGUGUCCAGAUGAAACAUUAGCAUUGAGUGGACAAAUUCGUGCACAAGAGGUAUAUGAAUUAAAAAUACAAAUGCUUCAAGCACAAGCAUCACGUUAUGUUAAAAUGUCUGGAGCUAUUGCUGAAUGUUUGUUGUUAAUCACGUGUAUAUUUUCAGCAGCAUCAGUAACAGCUAUGAUAUUAGCUGUACAUUGUUUAUAGAAGAGAAACUGAAAUAUGUUCGUUGUAUUAUGUUUUUGUAUAAAAGAUAGUUUUUUUUGUUUUAAAAGUAGGUAUUUUUUUGUGAAGAAAAUGAUUAAAAGAGUGAUUAGUAAAAAAAAAAGCAGAAAAUAUUCACUUCGAUAACU